CAUCAACCUGAAUGCCGUACCUCGUAUACUUUUAGUAGUAUAAAUUGGAGUACUCUUGAAGAUGCAUCCAAACGCAACCCAACAUAGAAAGCAUUUUUUCUGUCUUAUUUCAUAAUUCCUUUGAAGAUGGAGACCCGCCUAUUGUUCUUCUUUCUCUUAACCAUUUCUUCCUUAUGGCAACACCAUCAUGCUUCGUCGAAGUAUUCUCGUCCACCUGCCCGAUCUCUCAUCCACACUCCACACAAUCGAUCAGAAUCUGAUCCUCAACAAGUGCACGUAUCAUUGGUUGGGCAAGACCAUAUGAGGGUUACAUAUAUUACUUCGCAUAAACACACAAAAUCAUUGGUUGAAUACGGAAAAUCGCCGGGGGUAUACGAAGCAUCUUCAACCGGAGACCAUGACUCGUACCACUACUUCUUCUACAGCUCCGGUGAAAUUCAUAACGUGGUUAUUGGCCCAUUAGAGCCAGGCACCACUUAUUACUACCGCUGCGGUGGUUCCGGCCCGGAGUUCAGCUUCCGGACCCCUCCUUCCGAUCUUCCUAUUGAGUUCGUCAUUGUAGGGGAUCUGGGUCAGACGGAAUGGACUGCAUCGACGUUAGCCCACGUGGGAGCAAAGGACUACGACGUUUUCCUUCUGCCGGGAGAUUUAUCCUACGCCGACACACAACAGCCGCUCUGGGACUCCUUCGGCCGGCUGGUGGAGCCGUACGCGAGCCAGAGGCCAUGGAUGGUCACCGAAGGCAACCACGAGAUCGAGAUCUUCCCAAUCAUUUACCCAACCGGCUUCAAGGCUUACAACUCCAGGUGGCUCAUGCCCCACCAACAGAGCGGCUCCAAGACCAACCUAUAUUACUCCUUUGAUGUCGCCGGGGUGCACAUUCUGAUGUUGGGAUCCUACGCUGAAUUCGACUCCGACUCGGACCAGUACAAGUGGCUUCAAGCCGACUUGGCUCGGGUUGACCGGAGUAAAACUCCUUGGCUUCUGGCUCUGCUUCAUGCGCCGUGGUACAACUCGAAUGAAGCUCAUAAGGGGGAAGGAGAAAGCAUGAGAAAAGCUAUGGAAGAGCUGCUCUAUAAUGCCCGAGUUGACGCCGUGUUUUCAGGACAUGUUCAUGCUUAUGAGCGCUUUACUAGAGUGUUUGAUAACAAGGUUGAUCCUUGUGGACCUGUGUACGUGACCAUUGGUGAUGGAGGGAACAGGGAAGGACUUGCCAUGAAUUUCGAGAAGCAAAAGCCAGAGAUAUCAGUAUAUCGGGAGCCAAGUUUUGGGCAUGGACGAUUGAGGGUCUACAAUGAAACGCGUGCGCAUUGGUCAUGGCACCGGAACAAUGAGUCCGAAUCCGUUAUGUCCGACGAAGUUUGGCUACACAGCCUCUAUUCAUCCAGUUCGUGUGUGGAAUCCGGUGACGGCUCGAAAAGGGACGAACUCUGACUUGUAUAUGAAUUAAAACUUUCCAAACUCAUUUGAUUCAGGCAUUUAGCCCCACCCCAAUGGCCCAAUCGUGCAUGAUACUAAUGGUUCCUUGUACUCCUUCUGUCUCAUAAUUAUUGUUCAGUUUAAGUUUUUAUUUUUAUUUCAAAUUAUACUAAAAGUGAAUUUUCAAAUUGAACAAUAAUCUGUCUCAUAAUUAUUGUUCAGUUUAAGUUUUUAUUUUUAAUUCAAAGUAUAAUAAAAGUGAAUUUUCAAAUUGAACAAUAAUUUUGGGAUAGAGGAAUAACAUUUUGUAGUGAUGAAUUUGUUGCUGUAGUUAUCUUCUUAGUUUUUUUUUUUGGUUUUUGGUCAGAACAUCAGAUCUCAUGUUGUACUGUUGUGUAGUUCUACAUUUUACACACACACAAAAAAAAAAAAACAUCAAUAAAGUUAUCAUUAAAAGCUACGACACCAAACAAACAAAAUUCUUUUAUUAUGCAAACUUCUGACACCAAAAAAAAAAAAACCCUAAAAGACUAAUUUGAUUAACCUCCUUUUGUUGGCAACAAUUAAUAUUAAUAGUAGUAGUAGUAGUAGUAUUUCAAGAUAUUUGGUCAAGGUGCUCCAACGCUGCCCUGGCACCAGAUCGAACAGACAGCCUAUGAGAUUCGGAUGCUGCAGCAAGUCUUUUCAGCUCUUGGAUAUCUGCGGCUUGUCUAUUCACUUUUUCGGUCAGCUGUUGGACCUGUGCUUUCAGCCCUUCCUCUGAACUUCUCAAAGCUUCAAUCUCAUCAUUAUUGCGUUCCACUCGACUAAUCAAUUUUCGAAUAAUAUCCCACAACUCUUCCGUGUCACCACUUUUUCUUCUUACUAUUUGGGCUAAACUUCCAGGCACCCUUGUCGCCAUUAGGAAUCAGACAGAUUGGAAGUGGAAUUUUUUUAAAAAAAUAAAAAAAUAAUGAAGAGAGGGGACUACUGGACUAGGGUUGGGUUCAAUGGACAUAUUAUAUAGAAUGUCACAGAAUGUGGUUCCCGUUCGGAGGUAGAAUCCAGGGGCCAUUCAAAGUGUGUUCUGUAUAGAAAUCUUUAUGGUUGGGUAAUUACUUCCAAAUCUAAUUGCACUAUCUCAAAGUGAACCAGAAAAAUUAUAAAGCGUAUAUUUACUUGAUUGGAAUGGUCGGUUAAAAAUUUAGGAGGCGUUUGUUUUGUCACCUG
This is a messenger RNA of Oldenlandia corymbosa var. corymbosa, 2628 nucleotides long. NCBI's taxonomy places the organism in Eukaryota, Viridiplantae, Streptophyta, Magnoliopsida, Gentianales, Rubiaceae. The record is from the annotation of a GenBank genome assembly.